UCAGUUUAUCGUAAACGGUUGGCACGUGAAGACCUAACGCCCCAAGGAAGUUCGUUUGAAAUACUUUUGGCGGUUAUUUUUCCCUCUUACAUACACAAGCACAAUAGCGAGACCAGACACCUGUUGUUCUUCUGUAGUGGUCUGUUUUGAGUGUGUGCGUAUUUUUGUGUUUACAUCGCGAACUUUGGAAUAGAAAAGAAAAUAUUUUUUACUGGAAAAUAUUGAAUGAAAUCGAAAUUUUCAGAAUGGAAAAAUUCUUGAGUGAAAAUUUGUUAUGAAGAAGGAAAAAUUAAAGGGGUCAGAUUUUCCGUGGUGAUUUGUAAAUGUUAGUGUUAAGCGGAGAUAAUGAUGAAAAUAGUGGAUCCUGAGUGAAACGAAAACAGGAAGUAACGUAAGCAAAAGCUCCUGGAGCCAAGCUUCGCAACCCCCAACAAGUGAAUAGAGAAGUUUGCCCUAAUUCUUGCACCGGGAUCGGGAAAAGUGCAACAGGCUAUUACUGCCUUUGUGACCUAAUUUCUCACCCAGUUUCGUGGGAACUUCACCCCUAGUGGAUAGAUGGAUGGACUAGCACAGUGACGGAUUAUAUUAGGUUACCGAGAACAAUAUGCUAUUGCAGGGGUUGCAAUUUUACCCUCUAACGAACUAGGAUUAUUGUAGCAACAAAUAUAGAGCAGGAGUUACUAUCUGGUGCGCGUUUACUAUAAAUCGACGAGAGAGAUGGUGUGUAUCUUCCAGAUACAAUACAGAAGAUACCACGGCGGGACUACCUGUCAGACCUGCGCGUAUCACAUUCCGUCGAGAAUAAAUUUCAAAUUGAACCCCCAUCGAGAAGCUGAGAAAGAUGGAAAACUCUUAUCGUCGUUUUUUGAAAAAAAUUAAAUCGAUGAAAAAUUCAUAUCUAUCGAAACGGAAAUCCAGUGCAUAUCGAAACAGAUAAUUAGAAUUUAUUAUCAAUUAUAGUGCGUUAUGUGAAGUGAACUCAAGUGUGGUAGAUAUUGUUUAUGUUCUGAAAUAGAUACAGAGAUAGAAGAGUAUCUUAAACAUUUAAAGGAUAUUAAAAUUAAAGGAAAAUACAAAAACGGUUUAGCAAAAGGAAAAAUGGAAGUCAACCCAACCGAAUAUUACGAAAUAAUCAACCCUCCCCCCGGGGGCGAUGAAAUACCCCUCGUUAUUGAGGACCUAUUUCGAGAGAUUCCUGGCGGUGUGGCGACCCGAUCACGUGUGAUUGAAUCAAGUGUUGCAUUCUGGGCUGUUAUUGAUGGUAUUCUACUGGUUUUCAUACUAAGCGGAAAUAUUCUCACUAUUCUGGCCGUUCGAUGUAGUCGACGUUUACGUUCCGUCAUAUCGAAUAUGUUCAUAUUGUCGUUGGCGAUAUCAGAUACGGUGGUGGGAUUUACACUGCCCUAUCAUUUGGCAUUCUAUAUUGGAUCAAGUUUGGGAGAAUCACGGACGUGGUGUUUGCUGCGAUUUUUUCUUAUUAUCCUGGCGUGCUGUGUGUCGAUAUGGAACUUAAUUGCUAUCGCUUUGGAUCGAUAUAUUGCAAUAGUGUAUCCGUUACAUUAUAGUCGCUACAUGACACGAAAAGUUGCAAUAUUUCUUCUGGGAUUUGGAUGGGUGCUGGGCGCCACGAUAGCAUCAAUUCCAAUGUUUUGGAAUAAUUGGCUCACGGCCAAAUCCUGUGAAUUUGACGAGGUCCUACCGCCAUGGUAUAUGGCCGGGAUUAUUACACCAGGAUUCUCAAUGAUAUGGAUUUGCAUGUUAAUUGUCUACUGGCGUAUAUGGCGCGAGGCAUCAAAACAUGUUAAGCAUCUUCGGUCGUCGGCAAAUGGAAUUCAUGAGAUCCCGUCCGACUGGAAAUCCGUUCAGGUGGUGCUUAUCAUCUUGGGUUGCUUUUCAAUAUGCUGGCUUCCCUACUUCAUAAUAGCGUGCGCCCUAAUGUUCAAUUUUAUCGAGGGCUCAUCACCCACCCUUUACAAAGGAGCAUUCUCCCUGGCAAUGGCCAAUUCAGGAAUGAAUCCAAUCAUCUAUGCAUGGAAGAACACCAGUUUUCGUCGAGCCUUCGCGCGUCUCCUGCGAUGCCAAAGUCCCGACUACAUUGACGUUAGCCAGCACAGCACCCGAUCAAAUAUUCAUCGGAAGAGUUCAUCCCUUCAGCAUCAGAAUCAGACCCCACCGAAUAGUGCAACAAGUGGAAAUUUCAACGCGUUCGCCGAGAAUAUGGCGGUGGCAAGGACGAAUAGUGACAGCAGUCAGUGCAGUCAGUAUAACUUGAAUGAUAUUCGGAGGCCACUGAAAAAGUCACCAUUCAAGCUUCCAAUCGCGGAAACAGUGGUGCUUGCGAAUGGGGUGACAGUGAAAAACGAGAGGUUGGACGUGAAAUUCGAUAAGAAUGUCACCCAAAUUCCUGUUGUUCCUGAGGAGAAUACAAGCACGCCUGCUGCAAAGUUGGUGAAUUUUCGGGCCAAAGGUUUGGUCAUACAGCGAAUUGACUGUGACGGGAAUGCGAACACAGAAAUACGAAUUGUGAAUGCGAAUGAUGGCCUAAAGCCAGCAACUCCGAUUGAAAUGAAAAACUAUCUGUCAGUCUCGGACCCGGCCACUCCGCAGAAAAUCCUAGCCAACGGGAUGAAUGAGAAAAACCUAAUUUUGAGCAGUUUCAGCAGUCACUUUUGCAAGAGUCAAUUAAUCUAAAUUUUUAAUCUUUCGAAUUUUAUAUGAUUUUUUAUAUAUGUCAAUGUUUUUUCUAUUGGAUAUGAACCCUGUCACAUUCUAUGAAUAUUUUCCGGAUUGGAAAUACCAAAUUAUGAUUAAGUUGAACUGCUGUAGUUACUGUGAUAUUCGAUAUUUAAGUUUGUUGUACAUUUGUAAUGGUAACUGGGAAGAUACGACUUCUACUCGCCUAAAGACUAAACUGUGUAUUCUUGAACAUUAGCGAAAAGGCAUUAAGGUACUUAUUAGGGAAUAACAAUGAAAUGUGUACAAAUCGAAAGUUAUUAAGCCAAAAAUAGAUGUUAAUCUAUGAAAGAUAUGACCCAUAUUAUAGUCAAUAUAGUCUAAAUUAAAAUGGACAUAAUAAAAGAUAUAAAGUAUUCA
This is a messenger RNA of Hermetia illucens (black soldier fly), 3093 nucleotides long. It is a transcript of the gene mAChR-C, whose product is annotated as alpha-2 adrenergic receptor. Gene Ontology annotation, biological process: G protein-coupled receptor signaling pathway. The coding region runs from base 1099 to 2691 and encodes 530 amino acids. Gene Ontology annotation, molecular function: G protein-coupled receptor activity. NCBI's taxonomy places the organism in Eukaryota, Metazoa, Arthropoda, Insecta, Diptera, Stratiomyidae. Gene Ontology annotation, cellular component: membrane. The transcript is spliced from 4 exons. The record is from RefSeq and is a predicted model, not a curated record.